UGGAUCCUGCUGACUGGGCUGUUACUGAUGUUGUGAAUUAUUUCAGAACAGCUGGAUUUGAAGAACAAGCCAGUGCUUUUCAGGAGCAGGAAGUGUCAAUGAGCAUGUUGAGAUAGCUACAUCACUGUAUCCAGAACAAAAGGGAGGAGAAGCCCUGGCCACAGUUCACCAAUAACAUCUGUGUUUCCCUUACCCGUGUCUGGAGCUGUCAGUGCUGUGGAGCUGCUGUGCUGGCCCUGGUACACAGAAAAUAUUUACAGAGAAGUAGGGGAUGCUGCCAGUUCUUUUCUCACCAUUCCGGCACUGCUCAGCUUCACAAAAGCGGAUCCCGUCAGGAACACAUAUGAAUGAGUGGAUGUGGGGAACGCCAUCCUGCAAUUUAGAGCAGACAUUGUCAAAAACAUAGCUUGUCCACUGUCAUUCUGUUGCCCAAAGAAGCCGGGAGCAGUUUCCGGCGGCUCCCAGGAGCCCCUGCCCCGCUGUGCAUGGCCGGCCCUGCCCUGGAGCCCGGUUUCCCAGGCGGGGUGCGCUCCCCGCUCCGUGGGCAGGAGCUCCGGCAGCGCAACUUCUCCUUUCAGAGCCGCUCGGGACUCGCCCUGCGCAGCCGGGAAAGCAAAAUGCCGGCGGGAUCUGCUUGGUGCCAGCCUGCUCUGCUCUUACUCCUCUCCUGCGUUCCCCUGUGGGCCGCUGGGAUUUCCUGCAGGAAUGAAGAUGGGGAGACGGUGGACUGGUUUGCUCUUUACAAGCUGCCAAAGCAUGCCAAAGGACAGAUUCCCCUGCUGGGCCUGGAAUACCUGUACAUGGAUGCUCUGACUCCACAGUGGCAGCUUGGUAAACACCUCAUCAACAUGAGCCAGGGUGCUCUGGGACAAACACUGCAGCAGCUCUAUGAGACAUAUGAAUCCAAGAGGAACACCACUGCAUAUGCAAUAUACAACGAUGAGAUCCCUGAAUCAGACUCCAAAGGAUCAAAAUGUGGACACACCAAAGGAUUUCUGCUCUUGGAUAAAUCACAAGGCUUCUGGGUGAUUCACAGUGUGCCCCUGUUCCCUCCCAGCCCUGAGGAUGGUUAUGGAUAUCCAUCUACUGGGGAGUCCUUUGGACAGACAGCCAUCUGUAUAACCUUCAAAUAUGAUCAGUUCACAGAAAUAGACCAACAGAUGUUGAGUUAUAAUCCAGGAAUCUACAGCUGUUCCAUCCCUGACAUCUUCCAAGCUGAUCUCCCAAAUCUCCAGAAACUCUGUGCAAAGUCCAGGCUGCCCUCGCCCCCCUUGUACCACCUCUCCAAGCUCCAGUCAGCUCAGGGGGAAACGUUUCUCCACUUUGCAAAGUCACACUUGUUCAUAGAUGAUAUCUAUGUGGCCUGGAUGGCUCAGGAGCUGAAGACUGAUUUGUUGGCUGAAUCCUGGCAGCGUUCUGGCGAAAAGCUUUACUCAAAUUGCUCUCUUGACUACCACGUCUACAACAUAAACAUAAUAGGGAUGCCUUUGAACUCCACCUUCCAUUCCAUUAAUGAUCAUUCCAAAUGGGCUGUUUCAAGGAAAUACAAAGAUCAGUGGACAUGCAUUGGGGACUUGAACCGUGCUGCCGAGCAAGCUUGGAGAAGUGGUGGGUUCAUCUGUACCCAGAAUGAACAGAUCUACAAAGCCUUCAGGCAUUUGAUAAUCCACUAUGAAAGCUGCACUUCUGCUCCCAGAUAGCUCUAACAAACAUUCCUCCCAACCAGCACAGCCCUUGUUACAUGGGAAGUGUAGGAAAUCUCUCUCUCUCUGAACUGUAUUUUCACUCUGAAAAGCAGCUCUGUGAGUUCCCAGAUGUGCUAGGCCAUCCCCUUGUUAGCUGUAGGAGCAGGUGAAGGGCAGCUGCUUUCCUGUGCUGUGGGGCCCUCAGGGGGUGUGUGCUGGGCCCUGCUCUGCUCCCUGGCUCCUGUCACCAUUCCCCAUGGCAUGGCAUGGCAGGGACACUGCUGCACGGGGCUGCACCAAAGCACAUCUGUGUGCACACCCUGACGGGCAUCCCUGGGCUCCUUGGGAGUGGGGCUGGACCUGGGAUGUGAGGGACAGCAGGAAACUCUCCCUUGAACUGGGCUGGCAGCACUGGCAGGUAGCCAGGGAUAAGCACCCCCAGGUGCUUCAGAACUGCCCUGGAUUUCUGGCACUUGAGAUAAAUCACAGCAUUUCUGCUCAGCUUGGGCUGAAUCUCUAAAAGAGCUGAGAAAAUUAGAUCCAGACAGGGAGAUGAGUAGAUCUGAGGACAGGAAGGCCUCAUUUUUACAUGAUUCAUUUUUAGAGAAUUAAUGAACUUUAAAUCAUCUUUAAAUUAUCUGUAACUAAUAGCUUGGAAAUGUUUCUAGCACUUCUAUUAAUGUACAGCAAUUUUAUAAACAAAUAAACAUGUUCAAAAUAUGAAUAAGCAAAACAAGGAGUAACAAUAGUCUGUUUACAUUCUCCCUCUCCCAUCUGUAUAGUUAUUUGCUUAAAAUGUUUUAUGGCUGCCAAAGGAAAAAUGAGGACAAUUAGGAAAAAUUAUAAAGAGAAGAAUAUAUUUGAAGAAAGAUGUUAUUUAAUCUACAUUUUCACAUUACAUCAAAGAUGGCUGUAAUUUUCAAUAUCUCUACUCUCAGGCUUAGGAGCUGAAGUUUGCAUGGUCUUGCUAUAAAGACAAAGCUGAUUUGCAAACUCCCAAUACACUCUUGUGUUCAGAUUUCAGAAGUGUAUCUGUGUUUAAUAUGUUCCUAAAUAUAUUUAUAUGUUUCUGUCUCUUCUUUUCCUGAAUUGCUAAUAUAAACUCCAGUCUGAAGAUCUGAUCUGGCUGUCCCACUGAUAUUUCUGUUUUGCUGUGUUUGUAGUCCCCACUACUGAUCCUCCACAGAAGUAGGUAUGAAGAAAUGCCCCACAACCACAAGAGGUUGCCAAAGAUUUCUUUCCCUUUUCACCCUGAACAAUCAGCCAAACAACGAAGUGUAAAAAGUGUCAAACUAAUUAAUUUCAGAAAACACUUGUGCAUAUUUCUUGAAGAGAUAGAAAUAAUCUAUGUGAUGUGUAAUGAAGGGAAUUGUACAGGAAUAGGUUUCAUAAUUAGCCACUCUGGAUUGAAGGUAGCUCGUAGCUUGAGUCUCAUGGCUCAGUGAAAAUAGUUUUGUUGCUUAGAUAUCCUGCAAGAAAUUUUUUAUUUUAUUUUCCGUGCAUAUGACCCAAUAACAUUAGAUAAAUAAUUUGUUUGAUAAUGUUCUUUCUCUGAUGCCUCUCAAACUGUUUUAUAUAUUUACUUCUUGUUUUGCUAGCUAUGGUCAAGCAACACCUUUUGUGGCAGCGAAAAUUGCCAGUGACACAGAACACUGCGCCUGGCAUGGUAGGGCUUUGCUCAGAUAAGCCAAGACAAAAUUAAUUUAUCUUGCCUAUCUUUUCAUGGCAGACACUGACCUAACCUGCCUGUCUGAGCUCUUGUAUCUUGCCCACAGCUUUGUGCAAGCACAACUUCAGUGUACAGGACUGGCAAGGAAUGCUCUGCUGGAGACAGUGCUGGCAAGCUCACCAUGUGUGUCAGGGGGUUCCUGGAUCUGUGUAACAACCUGUAUUUCCUGUAGUAUUUUCAAAUACUCAGCCACAGCACUUGGGUCACAGGGUUCAAUAGCCAAGAGUCUCGGUCCCACUGGUUGUCACAGAAGUGUUGCCAGCCUUCUGCUCCCCAGGCCAGCAGUCACCAGUGCAUCACUUGAAAUAAGUGCUGAUUGCUGUUCUUAAUUACUUGGUCAAUUAAUAGCUGUCAUAAAGUUUUACAGGACUACUUAAACAUUUGUCUUUCAUUAUACCUAAGACUGGUUGCCUCCAUUUUAGCUAUAACUGAGGAGGCAAAAAGAGCAGUGGGAAGAUGCAGAGAAACAGCUGUACCAUUCAGCCCUAUGAGCACCUCAGCAGCCUGGCUGUGCACACACUCAUUUCAGUGGUGUAGCAAUAAAAAGGCUGCAGAUCUGGUUCUCAUUUUUUGACUGUAAACAGCUUUAAUUCGGUUUUGCUUUCGUUGUGUAACUUCUGUAUUUGCAUAUCUGUGUAUUUCUGCUACAUGUUAUGAAACAGGGCCAGACUCUUUGUUUCCCUGAAGAGACUAAUAGUCAACAAAAUAAACAGUAUAGAUUUUUAAAGGGUUUGUAACUCUAAAAGUCUUAGGAAUUUCUUCAAAAAUGCCAGACCAUAAGCCACUUACUCACCCUCACAGCAUGCCCUAUGUGAGAUGUUUACUUUUUGCCUAUUAUAUAUAUAUAAAUAAGGUUUUUAAAUUUAAAAUAUGCUGUUCUAUUUUAAGAUGCCAAACACUCAAGAAAUAUCUGCCUAUUCCAGUGAUUUUGUGCUGCCUCUGCUGCCCACUGCAACCCUUUUGACUGGACAGACUGGUUCCUGCCAAAGGGGACACAUGGCAUGGCCCCUCUGCAGUUUCAGGGAGAUCUGCUCAGCAAAAUUGACUCUGCAGAAGUGCCCAAGCACUGGACCCUGGCUUGGAGAGAGAAGAAAGCUGCUGCCUGGUGUGGAAACCUGGAGUCUCUUCUCAGCAUGCAGCUGGUGACACUAACGUGAGCUGCAUUCAUUCUUGCAGCAUUGAGAGUACCACAGGCAAAAAGAGGCAAAAACUUUAAUAAAGGAAUAGGUCUACUGCAACAAAGGAAACAACAGCAAGAAACAGAGACAAGGACACAUCCUAGCCCCAUUAAUAUCAGCAGGAAUUUGCCUUCAUCUUCAGUGGGAACAGAACUUCAAAGACAUGGGAAUCACCCAUACAACCUGAAGGGUAAAAUCUGAACCUUCCAUACUCUCUGACACAAGCUGUGUUUGAGGGUGGUGGGGUAGCCCUGACACCAUGAAAAUGUCCCCAGCAGGAGUUGCAUGACCUUGGCCUGGCUGUGACCUUGUCCCUGGCACUGGCACGUGGUGUUGUUAGGACAGACCUCAGAGAGCUCAUUCCUCGACAGAAGAACCUCCCUGAAGCCCAUGAGCUGGGCACAGGUGAAGCUCCUCUCUCUUUGCUCAUGGCUGUACUUUCAGUGUCCAAAUCAGGAUGAAGUGAUAUCCCCACCUUUAUUGGUACAUUUUUUAUGUCUCAGUAGCUUAAGAUAUUCUUUCAAAGCCUGUCUCUGGCAGAAUGAAAGCUGUAUCUCCUCAGUCGUGAUUUGUGGUGUUUGAACUGAGGAAGACGAGUGGUGUGGAUAUAAAGAAUAGUUUCUUCUCCAGGAAGAUUUAAGAUCUCCCCUGAAGACUAAGAACAUAUUUAAGUGCACAUGGCCUGCUAAAUGCUGGGAAUGAGGGAAAGCCAGGAUGAGGGAACUCCUUCCUGGGCAUCUCUGCAGGUCUUGUUUGGUACUCACAUCAUACAGCAAGUAAAAAUUCAAAGAACAGAUGUACUAACAACAGAAUUAGUUUUCCUGUCCUUCCUUUAGAUGACUCCUAGUGCUUCUUCCAUUCCUGGGAAUACAUAAUAUGACAUGGUAUCAAGUUGCUGGAUGAAAAUACGUAUAAUGUACAACCUGGGGAGGUUGCUACACUCUUGAUAAGUUUAUUUGCUCCUCAUAGUCAUAUUUUAGCUCUGUGAGAAAAAGUCCCCCUCUGUGCUUCAUUAUUUACCGGUCACCAAAGUAAGUCUGACUAUAUAGACUCUUUCAAAUAACCCAGAUUCCAAAGAACAGUAGGAAAAUGUUCCAUGGGAGUGUGUACCCUAACUAAGGCCCCUCCAUCAAUUUCUAAUUAUAUUUCAUGUUUUGUAUGGUGUCUGCACCCCCAGACCACUGCAGCCAUAUCAGGAAAGCAAUGGCAAGCACUUUCAGAAAAGCCCCUUUAAAAGAGAUGUGUUUAGCACAUUUGCUUGUCUGUGUUCUAUACAGCAGUGAUUUUGUGUUUCUGAGUGUAAAGAGUUCUGUGGACAACCUUUAUUAAAGCCA
This is a messenger RNA of Melospiza georgiana, 5926 nucleotides long. It is a transcript of the gene DNASE2B, whose product is annotated as deoxyribonuclease 2 beta. Lineage: Eukaryota; Metazoa; Chordata; Aves; Passeriformes; Passerellidae. Gene Ontology annotation, biological process: apoptotic DNA fragmentation. Bases 486 to 1700 code for a protein of 404 amino acids. The transcript is spliced from 12 exons. Gene Ontology annotation, molecular function: deoxyribonuclease II activity. The record is from RefSeq and is a predicted model, not a curated record.